Molecule: messenger RNA, 1264 nt
Organism: Oncorhynchus masou masou (cherry salmon)
Lineage: Eukaryota; Metazoa; Chordata; Actinopteri; Salmoniformes; Salmonidae
Product: semaphorin-6D-like
Exons: 4
Coding region: 708-1019 (103 amino acids)
Biological process (GO): neural crest cell migration; negative chemotaxis; semaphorin-plexin signaling pathway
Cellular component (GO): plasma membrane
Molecular function (GO): semaphorin receptor binding; chemorepellent activity
Source: RefSeq, a predicted model, not a curated record
CCAAGCCCAGGUACUAUACCUACAGUAUGUCAGUCUCUAACCCUGACCCAAGCCCAGUAUGUCUCAGUAAGUGUAUGUCAGUCUGCACAACAACAGGUACAUGACCCAUCCUUCAGUUUAUGAUGCAGGGCAGGACUGUAUUGUCACUAUAACCUUGAGUUUUGGUCGCAUUGAGAUAAACCCUAUUUAACAAGAGAGACAUGGUCUAUGACCACACGCAUGUACACACACACACACACACACACACACACACACACACACACACACACACACACAUUAUUAGCAGUAAAUAAUUCAUCUGAUAUUUAGACGCGUUGCAUAUUUAACACGCGUAGCUCAGCUCUCUGGCCCCACACAAAGUCCACAGAGCUGCUCAUUAUGGUGGUAAAUAAUGAACAUUCUAAUCCUCUGUUAUGACUUUAUGUUUACAGUGAUACAGCAGCACGUCUCUUUGUUGUCCUGACAGGCAUCUGCUCCUCUCUCAUACCCUAACCCCUCUCCUUAGUUCAAUUCAAUAGUCAACAUUAUUAGUCCCUACAGGGUGAUGGUAGCUGGGCUCAUGUGUGACCUGUGUUGACCUUUGACCCCUCUCGGACCCCUAUGACUCCAGGCCAGGCUGCUGUGCGGGUCACGGCCAGGCUGAGUCCUAUAAGACCUCUAUAGAGUUCCCUGAUGAGACCCUCCUCUUCAUCAAGUCUCACCCCCUCAUGGACUCCUCCGUGCCUAACAUAGGAGAUGAGCCCUGGUUCACCAAGACACGCGUCAGGUACAGGCUGACAGCCCUGGCGGUGGACAACGCGGCUGGUCCACAUGGUAACUACACGGUGCUGUUCAUUGGUUCAGAGGCGGGCGUGGUGCUGAAGGUUCUAGCCAAGACUUCCCCUCUGUCCCUAAACGACAGCAUCCUAUUGGAGGAGAUUGACCUGUUCAACAGAGCCAAGUGUCUGUCUAACAGUGAGGAUGACAGGCAUAUUUUGUCGCUCCAUGUUGACAGAGACACACACACAGUGUGUAUGUAGCUUUCUCUAGCUGUGUGGUUCGCAUGCCUCUCAGCCGCUGUGAGCGACACACUAACUGCCACAAGUCUUGUAUAGCGUCCAGGGACCCCUACUGUGGCUGGAUGCCUCAUGGAGCCUGUGAGAGGAUCCUGCCUGGAGUUCUGUGAGUACCAAGUAUUACAAUGCUAAAUAGUAUGAAUACUCAGGACCCUAAAGUGUGAUCAAUUUGAUCUCAUAUGCAACAAAAUAUUUUGCUGUGCGACCUG